UCCCUAGGUCCCCGCCCGCAGCACCUGGGUAUCCUGCGACAGGUGAACACUGCGUAGCAGAGAGCUCGCUAGAACUCCAACGUCCCCAUCAUGGGUAACAGCGCAGCCCGCAGCGACUUCGAGUGGGUCUACAGCGACCAGCCGCACACCCAGAGGCGCAAGGAGAUGCUCGCCAAGUACCCAUCCAUCAAGGCCCUGAUGCGGCCAGACCCCAACAUCAAGUGGACCGUGCUGGGAAUGGUACUGGUGCAGGUGCUGGCCUGCUGGCUGGUACGGGGGCUCUCUUGGCGAUGGUUGCUGUUUUGGGCCUAUGCCUUUGGCGGCUGCAUCAACCACUCACUGACACUGGCCAUCCAUGACAUCUCGCACAACACUGCCUUUGGCACACGCUGUGCCUCCCGCAACCGCUGGUUUGCCGUCUUUGCUAAUCUGCCCAUUGGCCUACCUUACGCCACGUCCUUCAAAAAGUACCACGUGGACCACCAUCGUUACCUGGGCGGAGACGGGCUGGAUGUGGAUAUCCCCACGGACUUCGAGGGCUGGUUCUUCUGCACACCGGCCCGCAAGCUGCUCUGGCUGGUGCUUCAACCCUUCUUCUACUCACUCAGGCCACUCUAUGUGAACCCCAAGGCGGUGACGCGUAUGGAGAUCCUCAAUGCCCUGGUGCAGCUGGCAUUUAAUGUCACCAUCUUUGCCCUCUGGGGGAUCAAAGCCAUAGUCUACCUUCUAGCCAGCUCUCUCCUGGGCCUGGGCCUGCACCCUAUCUCUGGCCACUUCGUGGCAGAGCAUUAUAUGUUCCUGAAGGGCCACGAGACUUACUCCUACUAUGGGCCUCUCAACUGGAUUACCUUCAAUGUUGGCUACCACAUGGAACACCACGACUUCCCCAGCAUCCCCGGUUGCUACCUGCCACUGGUGCGGACGAUUGCACCCGAAUACUACGACCAUCUGCCGCAGCACCACUCCUGGGUGAAAGUGCUCUGGGACUUCGUGUUUGAGGACUCUCUGGGACCCUACUCCAGGGUUAAGCGCAAGUGCAAGCUGGCGAAGGACCAGCUGUGAGCCCCGCUGGCCAGUAGUCCAGAUCCAGCAGCCACAGGCUCCUGCCCACGUGGCCAGGGCCACAUCCACUCCUGCAGUCUAAGCUGGUUCUGGCUCUGUUGGGCCCAGCAAGUAGAUCCAGGUUGGAGUGACCAGGUUUACCUGAUCUUUCUGGGUCUUAGCUAUGACUGGCCAGGAUAUUCUGCGCAGGCAGUCCCAUGGAGCUGGCUUCUCUUUUUCUAUGCCCCACAUUAAAUUUAAUACAUCUUUAUAGUCUA
This is a messenger RNA of Rattus rattus (black rat), 1319 nucleotides long. RefSeq names its product delta 4-desaturase, sphingolipid 2 (gene Degs2). Gene Ontology annotation, molecular function: sphingolipid delta-4 desaturase activity. The record is from RefSeq and is a predicted model, not a curated record. Gene Ontology annotation, biological process: sphinganine metabolic process; ceramide biosynthetic process. The transcript is spliced from 3 exons. Gene Ontology annotation, cellular component: membrane. Lineage: Eukaryota; Metazoa; Chordata; Mammalia; Rodentia; Muridae. Bases 91 to 1062 code for a protein of 323 amino acids.